Salarias fasciatus (jewelled blenny) is the source of this 3258-nucleotide messenger RNA. It is a transcript of the gene evc, whose product is annotated as EvC ciliary complex subunit 1. The transcript is spliced from 20 exons. NCBI's taxonomy places the organism in Eukaryota, Metazoa, Chordata, Actinopteri, Blenniiformes, Blenniidae. The record is from RefSeq and is a predicted model, not a curated record. The coding region runs from base 197 to 3073 and encodes 958 amino acids. Gene Ontology annotation, biological process: smoothened signaling pathway. Gene Ontology annotation, cellular component: ciliary membrane; plasma membrane protein complex.
UGGAAAGAAGUACACCAAAUUUGCGUUUUCGUGAGAAGUUUAAGCGUGAACACGCAGCGAAUCUAGGCUCAUUAACGCAUUAAUAUUUGUGAGGACGCGGGAAAACAUGUAAAAGUAUGCGCGGAGGGGAUGAGUCUCGGGUUGGUAGCCGGAGCGGCGACAUUUACAAGAUGCAAACUUUGACAAGGACCGGGACAUGAUGGAGGACUGCGGGACGGAUGUUCUGGUCAGUUUCGCCGAGUCUCUACAUGUGUACAGCGGCCUGCUGACAGCGGCCACGGUGUGCGGAGGACUGACGGGGAUCCUGGCUGCUGCGCUUCUAUACAUCUUCUGCCUGAAGCCUCUGCUACUGACGAGACAAGGCUACAACGCAAGGAAGCUGCUUGAACCCGAGGAUGGAGAAUUGGACAACAACCACAGUGACUGUGUGAGCAGCAGCAGGAAGGAGGCUCCGAGUGGCACAAACCAUGAUAAAGACAAGAAGCAGCCGCCCAUGAACAGUGAUGUGGCUGCAUUUGCAUCGAGAGCAAAGGUGGUUUACCCCAUCAACCAGAAGUACAGGCCUUUAGCAGACGGAGCGUCGAACCCGUCACUCCACGAGCACUCCAAGUUGCCAGCGAUGCCCAAUGAGGAGUCGUCCUCCUCCACGGACGGAGAGUCUCUGAGCCAAGAGCAGGACAACGAUGACAGCAGCCAGUACAUCUCCUCCUCCCUGGUCCCCAAAAGCCUGCAGAACCAGAGUUUCAACAGGGUUUCUCAUUAUCCCCACACACUGACACAGACAGGUUUUGAAGGGAGGAUCAGUCUUUACUGCUUGGCCCUGCAGGAUAUACAGCGUCACUGCACUCAGCUUCAGGAAGAAAAAUACCUGAUUUUUCUACAAAUGCUGAAAAUGAUUUUCAGCAGUCGGUUUCCAAAAGACAAAAACGAUGCCGACUUUUCCAAGAACAUCCUACAGAUGCAAGAAAAAGAAAUAAGUGAGUUGAGAAAACAGUUGCCAACAGGACAAGCUGUCACCGAGAACAGUCACGAUGCUUCCUGCACGCUUGAAGAAAUUGAAAGAGCUCAGAAAGAGCUCCUUGAACGUGGCAUUCAAACAUCCAGAAGUUUCAGCAGACAGGUGGAGGAUUUGUGCCAACAUCUGCUGAGGAAGACCAGCGUUUUCUCUCCGGAUGAAGCUCAGGAAGUGAUUCUCUCUCUCAGUCAGACACUUCUGUUGGUAGAGACUCACCUGAUGAAGGUACAAGAAGCAGAUCUUAAGAGGAUCCAACAGAAGCUGCUGUGGUGGGAGGAACUCACGGGGCUGGUGCAAUCCCAGCCUGCCUUGCUGAGGGGGGAAGUGUCUCUGAGGCAGAGUUUGAUCGCCACAACGCUAGAACAGCUGACCAGUGACGACGUCUUGAGAUUCAGUCACAUGGAGAAGAUACUGUCAGAGAUUCAGGCUGCUCUGACCGAAGGGCUUCAGCUGUGCAGUGAGGAGUGCAACAGGAAAACAGCAGAGCUUGUGAAUGAGAAGUGCAGCAAAAAGGAGUCCAAGAGGAAGAAGCUCGAGAGAAGCCAGUCUAAGGAGAGGAGCCGCACUGUGGAACAGAGGCAGACGUACAGUGACCUCCAGGAGCUCUCCAAGAUCUACCAGGAGCUCCUGAUGAAACAGAGGCAGCAGGUCUGUGACUUGGAGCUGCAGCAGGACAACAGAGUGGCAGAAGCCCUUUGUGAUCUGUGGAAGAAACUGCGUAUCUCAUGGUCAAAGAAGCUCGGGGAUCUCGCCAAGGACAGGUUCCUCACAUCUGUUCGGGCGCAGACGAAGCUGUCGGCUGAGCACUGUGAGAAACUUUGGUUGGACCUGGAGCAGCAGCUGGCUGCUGAGCUGCAGCAGGCGGAGAACACCACCAAACAGCAACUGGAGAACAUCAAGGCCGAGCUGGAUAGAGACGAACAGGUGUGGAGUGAAGGGAUGGCACUGGUGCAGGCCUGCCUGAACCAUCUGCAUGAGGAACAGAUGAAGAUCCUCCAGGACGUCACAGCCAGACAGAGCUACACUCUCAACAGUCAAAUGGGGCAGCUGAUCAGGAAGAAACACGAGCACCUGUUGGUGGCGGUGCAGCGGUACUUUGUGGUCAGGCACUUCUGUCUGCACAUGCUGAAGGAGAUGAGGCUGUCAAAGCUGAAGGCUUUCUCACAGACUGACUUCAGAGCUCUGCUGAUUGACGACCCCUGCAGAAGCCAGCCCUGUGCUAACUCAUCUCGCAAGAAUAGCAGUGCCAGCCUGGCAGAGAGGCAUCUGGGGCCGGAAAGUCAGCUGUUGGGGAACAACUUCCAGCAGGAGUUCCUGUCUGAGCUGGAGACGGGAACAGAGCUCCUCCAGAGCCACGCACAGCUGCUGCUGGGCAACGCCCUCAGCCACGCCGUCCAGCUGAUGAGCAGUCACUCUCACAGUGGGUCCCAGACCUGCUACAAACAGGACAAUGACUUAAAGCGCCAUCUGACGGAAGCCGCUGCAGAGAGUGUGUAUGUGACCAAAGACUCUCUGGCUGCGCUGGUCCAGAGCUACUAUUCAGCUCUGGAGGACAUUACAAAGACAUUCCCACAGAGCCAGGAGGUGAGUGAGAAGCAGGACAGCAGCAGCCAGCUGAGCAGAGCCCUGCUGAGGGAGCUGGUGAACUGGGGCAAGAAACCCGCCUCCGCAGAGUUCCAGCAGAGGGUUGAACUUCACAAGAGGAAGGUUCUGGAUCAGUGUGAUUUGGAUCAGAAGAUGAUUUAUGAAGAACUGAGUCGGAGGAAAGCAGCCCAGGAUGAAGUCAUGGAAAGGAUCAAAGAAGACUCCCUGGAGGCAGAAGAACGCUUUAUAACUGAGCUGGCAGCACUGGCCCGAAUACCUGUCCACAGUCCAGAUCCAGAGCCCACUGAUGAGGACGACGACUCUGGCGAUCAGAGCGCCAGGAUUUUGGACCUGCUGGCUUUGAACCCAGCAUUAGAUCCAGCCUUGAAUCCUUCACUGACCCCAAGUUUUGUUACUCCAGCAGUGAAAACUCAACCAAAGAAGAAAAGAGAACGAGAGUCUCGCCUCAGCUGAUAACGUACCAUGCAAAAAACUUCCUAUAGUUUUUACCUCGGCAAGCCAGUAUCUGUUUGUUGAUAGCGAUUAUUGAUUUUUAUUUGUAAAGUAUUAAAUGAUCUGUCUCUCUUUUCUAUGUUAAUGGAUGGAUGCCUUGAUAGAAUAAUGCAACAAAAACAUUUUUAAUAAAAUGUUGUAAAGAU